UCCAGUCUUCAUUUUCCUGUCUCUCGCUUUAUUGCUAGUGUUUAAUUCCGAUAACCUGAUUCUUCCUACAUUCGCUACCAGCGCUUUCGCCAAUUGCCAUGGUCUACCGCCUCCCACCGCUGGGCUCCGUCCUAGUGCCCCUCACGCUAUUUCUCCAAACAGCUCUUUCAGCUGGUGACUACACCACUUCGAACAAUACAACGCCACACGACAAUACCGAAAACUGUACCUGCUAUGUCGUCAAUUCCGGGGCCGACUCGAACACCCCUGAAUACUUUCAAUACUACCGCUUCUUCGACUUCCGGAACCUCGCGGAUGAACCCGGCCAAUAUGUGGAUGCUCCACCACUCGUCAAUGACACUCAAGACGCCGGCGACGAGGACGUAUGGGACGCGAAUAUCCUAAACAGCGAUGCUUGGAACACGGACUGGGGGAUCCAGAACUGGAGCAAACCGGCUACGGAAGAUUUCCCAACCCGCAUGGUGAACUCUCCUGCCAAUAUCUUCAUUUCACAGAACGACGAUGAAAAUGAUGCCUUGACGUGGCUCACGCUCCGCACCACCCGACUGGAGGACUUCCAAUCUGCCGCAGAGAUCGAGAACGAACAAAAGAACGUCAUGCACGUAUCGAUGCGGAUGUAUGCCAAGGUCACUGGUUCUAAGGGAGCGGUUGCGGGCUUCUUCACCUUCUUCGACGAUACCAACGAGUCCGAUAUCGAGAUCUUGACCGACGAUCCUACCGAUGUGAUCAGGUACACGAACCAACCUGCCGUCGACAAAGAGGGCAACGAAGUCGCAGCGGCUUCUUUGGCGCCCGACAGGCUUCCCGCCUGGGAUGACUGGCAAACCCACCGCAUUGACUGGCUCCCAAAGAACAGCUAUUGGUACCUGAACGACAAGCAAGUCGCCGCAAACACGUACUCGGUCCCGCGGAAGCCAAGUGGACUCGUCGUCAACAUGUGGAGUGACGGAGGAGAGUGGUCCGGAAACAUGAGUGUAGGAGACUCGGCCGAGUUCCAUAUACAGUGGAUUGAGAUGACUUUCAAUACCAGCGGGCCAGUUGAGGGCGCCCCGGGCGGAAACAAGAAGCGGGAUCUAGAAAUAUUAGAGACGAGGAAGGACAAGGGAUGCAAAGUUGUUUGCAAGAUUGACGGGGUCAAGACAGUGGGAACCCCAGAGGUCGUUAGCGUCGCCAUGGCUGCUGGCGUUUCUGUAUCGUGGGGCCUUCUGGCGUUUGUUGGAUUGGUGUCGUUGCUUGCGGCUUUGUAAUGUACGCGGGCAAUUUGGGUAAAAAAAGGAUCUCGGGCUUGUUGAAUAAAAGGCGUGGCGGUGGAUUGUACCAGAUCAUGACCAUUCACAUUAAUUGACGGCAUUCAAGGCUCAUGCGAGCGUAAGACGGUUUCACGAUGC
Trematosphaeria pertusa is the source of this 1409-nucleotide messenger RNA. Its product is annotated as glycoside hydrolase family 16 protein. The coding region runs from base 99 to 1268 and encodes 389 amino acids. The record is from RefSeq and is a predicted model, not a curated record. Gene Ontology annotation, molecular function: hydrolase activity, hydrolyzing O-glycosyl compounds. Gene Ontology annotation, biological process: carbohydrate metabolic process. The transcript has a single exon. Lineage: Eukaryota; Fungi; Ascomycota; Dothideomycetes; Pleosporales; Trematosphaeriaceae.